This is a messenger RNA of Cucurbita maxima (winter squash), 1688 nucleotides long. Its product is annotated as protein TIFY 4B-like. Gene Ontology annotation, biological process: response to wounding; regulation of jasmonic acid mediated signaling pathway; regulation of defense response. The record is from RefSeq and is a predicted model, not a curated record. Bases 193 to 1203 code for a protein of 336 amino acids. Gene Ontology annotation, cellular component: nucleus. NCBI's taxonomy places the organism in Eukaryota, Viridiplantae, Streptophyta, Magnoliopsida, Cucurbitales, Cucurbitaceae. The transcript has 9 exons.
GUAUUGGAGAGACGCCCUUUAAUCAAGUUCACAACCACCCCCUUCUUCAAUUCCCCUGAUUCCGCCUCCAAAAUUCCGCCGGCCGUUCUCCGAUGAUCGUCGCCGCCCUGAUUUCCGUCUAUUUCCGGUCUUGAUUGCAGGUUUUAGGGCGGAGUGCCAACGGGUGUGUCGGUUCUCUGGGAUUCUGCGGCAAUGAGUGCGGGCGCGGCGACGUUCCCGUCUAUACUCGACAAACCCCUCAACCAAUUGACGGAGGAUGACAUUUCGCAGCUCACUCGAGAGGAUUGUCGCAAAUACCUAAAAGAAAAAGGAAUGCGGCGGCCGUCAUGGAACAAAUCUCAGGCGAUCCAGCAGGUUAUUUCUCUCAAAGCACUGCUUGAACCCUGUGAUGAUUCCGGCGCCAGUGCUCUCAGGAAGGUCGUCGUUUUGCCUCGGGUGAAUUCAAAUCAAGGCGAUUCACCCAAAGAACCGAGUGAUGAUGCUCAGUUUACAAUGUCAGUUGAUGAAUCUGCGUAUAGCAAUGUGGAAACUGCAAAAUCUACUCCUGAGGAUCCACUAGCUGAGCCAGACAACAAUGUCACCAGUCCCAGAAAUCAAUACGAAACAAAUGGAGUGGAUGGCCAAAUGACAAUUUUCUAUUGUGGCAAAGUGAAUGUGUAUGAUGGAGUUCCACCGGAUAAGGCAUGGGCAAUCAUGCAUCUUGCAGCUGGUCCAAUUCAUGUCCCUCAGAAUCAUCCCUUGGGUGGAACUGCUGCAUGUCAGUCUCCACCACGACCUUUGCAGACUUGCAGUGACAAAGAUGACUUUUUUCCUCCUAGUGCUACCAUGUAUCGAAAUGUGCAUACAGAGAAGAUGGUCGAGCACCCUCAGCAGCAGCAGCAGCAGCAUGUAAAAGGAACCAGUACUCGAGAUUCUGAUGUUGAGGGUCAGGCGAGUCGGAAAGUUUCAUUACAGAGAUAUCUUGAAAAGCGAAAAGACAGGGGAAGGUUAAAGAACAAGAAAAAUCCAGAAUUGUCUUCUUCUAGCCUGGAAGGUUAUAUGAACCAUCAAAUGAGGACGCACAUAUCCAAUAAGAAUUUAGGUCAGUUUGCGACAAGCUCUUUAUCCCCUACUGGAGUAACUAAAGCUUUCGUUGGAACAGCUGACAAUCAGCCAAAACUUGCAUGUUUUCCUGUCGACCUUAAUGUCAAAGAUAUCCAGUAGUGCUGAGUUGUUGAUGGCAUGCUACUCAAAGGAUCAUCCUUGUGAUUGACAAGAACUUGAAACAAUGAAGAGGAGCAAAGUCGAGAAAUGGUUAUCCGUUGCACGAUUUGGCUGCGUUAAUGAGUGUUGUGUAGGCCUUCACGAACCAGUCAUAUUUUGGAGAUCUUGCAUGGGAGAGGUGUCUAUAUCCAAACGGUAUGAGUAUCUCGCUCUAGCUGAUCAAUUUUGUAACUCGGACACGGUGUUAUGACCGAUGCUAGGAUGAUUAGGAACUUGUUCAUGUUUCUUCUGUUCAAGGCUUAUUGAGUUGAGAUGAUGAGCACUGUUGGAGAUGUCCAGCUCUCUCGUGCAUUAUGUAUAAAAAAUGUAUGCCAUCUUUUAUGCCCCAAGACCCAAGACCCUCUCACUUUCUGUGUAUACCAGAUUCAAAUUUGCAGCACACAACCAAUGCUUCUUUUUAAUCAUUCACAGCCCUCUUAACUCUC